Messenger RNA from Eremomyces bilateralis CBS 781.70, 660 nucleotides. RefSeq names its product ribosomal protein L10e. Bases 1 to 660 code for a protein of 219 amino acids. The record is from RefSeq and is a predicted model, not a curated record. The transcript is spliced from 3 exons. NCBI's taxonomy places the organism in Eukaryota, Fungi, Ascomycota, Dothideomycetes, Eremomycetales, Eremomycetaceae. Gene Ontology annotation, molecular function: structural constituent of ribosome. Gene Ontology annotation, cellular component: ribosome; cytosolic large ribosomal subunit. Gene Ontology annotation, biological process: ribosomal large subunit assembly; translation.
AUGGCUCGACGACCGGCUCAUUGCUACCGCUAUUGCAAGAACAAGCCGUAUCCCAAGUCUCGCUUCAACCGUGGUGUCCCCGACGCCAAGAUCAGGAUCUACGAUUUGGGCCGCAAGCGCGCAGAUAUCACUGAGUUCCCGCUAUGUGUCCACCUUGUCUCCAACGAAUACGAGCAGCUCUCCUCCGAAGCCCUCGAAGCCGCCCGUAUCUGCGCCAACAAGUACAUGGUCAAGAUCGCUGGUAAGGAAGGCUUCCACAUGCGCGUCCGCCCGCACCCGCACCACGUCGUCCGCAUCAACAAGAUGUUGUCGUGCGCCGGCGCCGAUCGUCUGCAAACCGGUAUGCGCGGUGCCUUCGGCAAGUGCUACGGCCGCGUCGCCCGCGUCAACAUCGGCCAGAUCCUGCUGUCCAUCCGCACCAAGGACGCGCACAAGCCCACCGCCAUCGAGGCCCUGCGGAGGAGCCAGUACAAGUUCCCCGGCCGCCAAAAGAUCAUCGUGAGCAAGAACUGGGGGUUCACCACGCUGCGACGGGAGGAGUUCGUGAAGAAGAUGCAGGAGGGGAAGAUCAAGCCCGAUGGCGCCUACGUCAAGUUCUUGACGAGCCGGGGGUCGAUCGCGUCGAACAUGGAGUCGUAUCCCCAGGCCUUCGAGGCUUGA